This is a messenger RNA of Hyaloperonospora brassicae, 540 nucleotides long. Lineage: Eukaryota; Oomycota; Peronosporomycetes; Peronosporales; Peronosporaceae. The record is from the annotation of a GenBank genome assembly.
AUGGCGAAGGCUUCGUCUCCCAGCGUGAGAGCGAUCUUCAUCUUGGACAGCGAUGGCAAUCGCGUGUGUGCCAAGUACUACGACAAGUCGUACCCAACGCAGAAGGAACAGGUCGCGCUGGAGAAGAAGCUGUACGCCAAGACGAAGAACGCAAACGCACGUCUAGAAGCUGACAUUAUCCUAAUUGAAAACGUCGUGAGCGUGUACCGCUGUGGCUCCGACACGACAAUGCACGUGGUCGGAUCUGCUCUGGAAAACGAGCUUAUCCUCCUGACGGUGCUGGACGCGGCCUUUGACACGGUCAGCAAUUUGCUCAAGGGUCGGAUGGAUCGCCACGUGAUGCUGGACAACAUUGAGCUGGUGCUACUCACGUUUGACGAGGUCGUCGAUGGCGGGAUCAUCCUAGAAAUCGACACGCCGUCUAUCGCGAACCGCGUGCUCAUGCGCGGUAUCGACAACGAAGUCCCGGUUGCAGAACUUACUAUCUCACAGGCGUUCGCAUCGGCUCGCGAGCAGUUUUCGCGGUCGUUCCGCAGUUAA